AAAGUCAAGCGUGAAUUAUUACACAAGCUUGAAUCGGCAGAGGAAUGCAGGCCAAGAACACGCCACACCAGCACCGUCGCUGUCCAGAAAGGAACUACAUCCCUUCCAAUGGUUCGAGUCUCGUUGAUCCUAUUGGUUUUGGGCUCCGUUUUGAUCGGGUGGACUAGCUCGCACCAGGAGUCUGGGGACUGGAGCUGUGAGUCUGACUCGGGAAUCCGAGUGCAAGCCGAGUUCAGGCCCGGAAUUGUCACCCUCGAUGGUCACGCCGACGAUUGGAAUGAUAUUGAUGGAUUCGAGUUCUCUCUUCUUCCUGCUCUGGACCCCGAUGACGAUAAAGAGUACAAGGGUGGAAAAAUGACCGUUAAGGCCUUGCACGAUGGUAAGGAUUUGUUCUUCUUGUUGCAAGUUGAUGGGGACUAUGCCUACGCGAAAGGCAAUAACAAUAAAUGCCCAUCUGUGGCCCUCAUGUUUCCAAUCGGUGACCACGCCACCUACCACAAUAUGGGUGGUUGUAAGGAAGGAACUAAUUCUUGCACCAGCAAAACUUGCAAAGGCCACGAAGUAGACAUGAUGCAUUUCUCAAUUGGAAAUGCUAUUCCUGGACGGCUCUAUGGUGGGAAUCUGAUAGACAACAGAGAUGGAAAUGGUGGUGACAGGUUUGGCCAUUUGGUCGAUCUAUAUGCAUGGAAUCCACACUGUAGAUACAUUGAUGGAAUUGGUCCUUCAGGAAAUGAUUCUAGUGCACAGAAUAAUUGGAAGGGGGCAUGGUGGCACACUAUCUUUACUGAUCACUCAGGUUUUGUAGAGGAAGACAGUCCUUAUGGUUCUGAUGGUCAAAAAGGCACUUAUUUAUUUGAAUUCUCUAGGCCUUUAAGAACCAUGGAUCGUCUCCAGCAGGAUGCUCAAUUUACAAUUAGUGGAUCUAGCAAGAUGGCUGUUGCAUUCUGGUAUCCUGUUGAUGGGAAUCCAUGGCAUGGAUCUGGUCAUUUUUCUAUAAACUGUGAUUGGAUACCCUUAGAUAUCUCUCCUAGCAGUUCAAUGCUAUCACCAGGCGGCUCAGGAGAUGUGGGCGGUGCCAUAGCCCUUUUAUUUUCAGUAGUGUCUUUAUGCAUCUCUGUUUUUGUGGGAUAUAGAGUCGCUAGACCUAAGGGUAUCCCUUUUACACCCGUUGGGACAACCAUGGAGAACCUUUAGAAGAGCAGUAUGGGUGUGAAACUGUACUACAAGGUGAGAGUUGUACUUCUUAGUUUUGUACUUUGGUCACUACCACAUCACUACAUUUUAUAUUGCAAGUUAAUUGUUAAUUUAUUCACACAUACUUUUGUAAUUAAGUUUUAUCACUUUGUCAUUCA
Messenger RNA from Manihot esculenta (cassava), 1352 nucleotides. RefSeq lists its product as uncharacterized. The coding region runs from base 109 to 1194 and encodes 361 amino acids. The record is from RefSeq and is a predicted model, not a curated record. NCBI's taxonomy places the organism in Eukaryota, Viridiplantae, Streptophyta, Magnoliopsida, Malpighiales, Euphorbiaceae. Gene Ontology annotation, molecular function: heme binding. The transcript has 8 exons.